AAACAUCAGGUUUCAACGGUGUGGAUCGCAGUAUAAAUUAUAAUGUCAAUGGGUGUUCUCAGCUAAAGAAUGUGUGUGUGAAAAAAUCGGCGACGCCCUUUGAAAGUCUAAAUUGAUUGCAAUUGUUAGCAACAGAUGGUUGACUCGUCAUUGAAUCAACGUUUACUUGUGAUGGGAAAGGGAAGCUACUAUGGAUGCAAUUUUUAUAUCAAAACUGUGAUGUUACUAUUUGGAUUUAUUGUUUAUAUGUGUUUUAAUUAUGUCACUAUUGAAACUAAGAUUUCUAGUUCUAAACAUUAAAGCUUAAGAAUUUAACGACAAUAUAUACUUUUACUUGCCCUAAGUCCAAUCUAUAAAUGUCUGGUCAAAUAUUGUACUAUUUUGUCAUCGAAGCCCAUGAUUAGAGGAAAGGGAUGAAAAAAGCGUGAAUCCGAGAUGGACGAAAAUGAUGAAAAUAGUUUACAGCUGAAACAACUUGGGCCUGGUGAAAAUGAAUCAACAAAACGAGACGUCACUCAGGCGAAGAUGAAACGGAAAAGCAGUGACAAUGAACAGUCGUCUCUCAUCAACCAGCGCCCCCUGUCGCCAAACGAGACCAAAACGUAUGUCACUUCUGCUCUGGUCGUCUCGUGGUUCUCCAUUAUUUUUGCUUUGGGCGCGGGGAUCGCGGCUAUUGUGUUGAGUAUGACGGGCAACAGCGAGUCGCUGUUUGCAUUCGGGUUGGAUGCUGUCCUAGACAGCUUGUCGUCAUGUGCUGUUGUCUGGAGAUUCCAUGGCAACGUUGACUGUGCUUACUCGCUGGCCAGGGAACGGAAGGCGUGUGUCGCUAUCGGCGUCCUCUUUCUGGUGUCGGCAGCUUCUCUGAUCAUCAAGUCUGUGGUCGCAAUUAUCCUGGAGACUCACGAGUCUAAGGAAGUUGUCCUGUACGAUAGCUUUGCCUUGAGUUGUGGCAUCGUGUCCUUGCUGAUUGCUGUGGCCAAGAUCUACAUCGGUCUCAAGCUCAACAGUCAGGCACUCUACACAGACAGUAUAAUAACCUUUGUGGGUGCGGCUUCCUGUUUUGCGGGUGUUGCAGGCUUGGAGCUGUAUGUAGAGGACACCCGGCUCUGGUUCUUAGACUCUAUCUUUGGCAUCGUCUGCGGCCUUUUUCUUUUAAUUUUUGGCAUCAAAUUAUUACUAGCUGUAACAAGAAAAAAAACAUAGGUGCUGUGAUAGGCGGAGCUACAAGGAGACCCUGUUACACGUACAUAGCGUCAAGUGUCCAUGGAAAUAGGUCAAUGCUUUGUUUUGUUAUUAUUUCGGCUGCUAACCAGUGAUGUUAACAAAUUAAGCGCGAAUUUUUUUUUUCAAAAUAUUUUUAUGACAGGGGUUGUCUGUAAAUUCUCUGACGCUCAUCGUAAGUUUGUGAUACCUGAACUGUUAAGAUAUAUGACAUGUUGGCUACGCAGAUCUCUAUCACACAUCUUUGAAUUUUUCUCACAUUAAUGAUGAAAAAAUAAGUAUGUUUUAAAAAAAAACUACGGUUAUUUACAGGGGAGGGAAGCCAUUAAUAUUGUGACAUUUCAAGGGAUGGGAGUGACGUUUGUAACAACGUAUGACUAGGGGCUCAGGGUAGACAACUGCUAACUUGAUGACAUCAUACAUGGGCGACCCUUUUAAGUUUUUAGAUGAAAGAUGCUCGUACAUUGUUGAUAUGAUAAACUGGCGGAUGGGGGGAGGGGCUGGUCUUUGUGAUCUUACUGUUUUAUUAGAUGUUAUCAAUCCCACACUUUGUGUUUUUAUCUUGUACAACCAGUGGCCCUACAUUAACAAUCAAAGCCGGAUCUAGGUAAGAGUGUAUGCUAACGCUGUAUAUACCUCCCCCCCCCCCCCCCAAUAAACAACCCUAGAUACACCUAUGGUUACACGGUGUACAUAAACAGGAGUUGGCCAAUCGAUGCAACGAUUAUUAUAUUUUGGACACCUGGCGUUUGAUCAAUACAGCAAUUUUUUGAGUUAUUUCAGCUAAUAACUGGUUUAAUCUUCAUGCUUUUAGCCCAAUCUUGAUUGUUUAGACAAUUCUGUGAUAAGCUUAAAGGCUCCACGUACUCGAUCGGGAUAUUAGUUUAGUCAUGCUCGUCUACAGUCACUGAGCCUAGAGCAUUCAUUAGCUUAUAAGGUCAGCCAAGAGCGUUAGCCUAGAGCAAUUAGCCUAAAGGAUUAGCAUAUAGCAUUAGUAUAGCAUCAGCCUAUAGCAUUAGCCAAUAAUAACGUUAGUCUAUAAAAACAAAAAACAAGAAUGCAUUUGUUUUCUAAUACCAACAAGCUUUCAUUGGGUCACAGUUCCUGUUUAGACGUUUAACAAGGAUGAGCUUCACCAAUAGCCAGCAAAACUGACCAUGACCAAUAAGACUGACCUUGACCAAUAAGACUGACCUUGACAACUAUCUGGCGACUGACCUUGACCUAGUCAAACGAACAAUGUCUAUCGAGACUGACCGUGACCUAGCCCGACUGACCACAACGAAUGGUAGGCAAGACAAAAGAAACAACGUUCAAUGUUUAGAACCCCCAACAAUCAAAUGUUUUCAUUUACUACUGCUGUGAUGUCAAGGGGCUGUGCUGUUAUACUUACACGAUGUUUAUCUAUUGCAAUGGUACCGGUAUUGUUGUAUUAAAUAGUAAAGAUUUA
This is a messenger RNA of Physella acuta, 2671 nucleotides long. Its product is annotated as transmembrane protein 163a-like. Gene Ontology annotation, cellular component: membrane. Lineage: Eukaryota; Metazoa; Mollusca; Gastropoda; Physidae. The record is from RefSeq and is a predicted model, not a curated record.